Raphanus sativus (radish) is the source of this 2596-nucleotide messenger RNA. Its product is annotated as phosphatidylinositol 4-kinase gamma 7. NCBI's taxonomy places the organism in Eukaryota, Viridiplantae, Streptophyta, Magnoliopsida, Brassicales, Brassicaceae. The record is from RefSeq and is a predicted model, not a curated record. The transcript is spliced from 2 exons. Bases 390 to 2273 code for a protein of 627 amino acids.
AGACAAAGAAGUGAAACCAAGGAAAGGAGACAACGAGGAAAACACACACAAGAUCAAACUCAGUGAGAAUUGAUUCUCUUUCCCCUCGAUUCCUUGCCUCCAUCAAAUCCUCUUCAAUAAAGAUUCUUUCUCAUGCAUGUGCGUUUGUUUUCUAGAAGACGAUGAACUGACGUAUUCGUCCUCUGCCUCUGUUCUUCAGAUCUUUGGUUUCUGAUGUCUUCUCAUGUUCGGUCGGAAACAUGGCUUAUCUGAUGUAGCAAUCGAAAACCAACGUUCUUACGUUUCAUGAUCGGUUCAAGUGUUAUCUGCUCCUGCUUCGUCCGGGUCGUGUUGGUUUCAGACAAAAGCACCGGUCUUGAAGAUCUCUCUUCUGCUGCUGCUUCCGUUUCAUGUCUCGAAACCUAGACAGUCCUGUUCAGACACAAAUGGCAGUGGCGGUCUUCAAACCUCCCCUUUCCGGAGGGAAGCAGCAGCAUAGACAUCACCAUCACCAACAGCUGCAGAGACAAUCCUCAGGAAGAAGAGUCUUCGUCCAAACCGAAACCGGUUGCGUUCUGGGGAUGGAGCUAGACCGUAGCGACAAUGUCCACACGGUGAAGAGAAGACUCCAGAUCGCUCUCAACUUCCCCACCGAAGAAAGCUCCUUGACCUACGGCGACACCGUGCUGACCAACGAUCUCAGUUUCGUGAGGAACGACUCUCCUCUCCUCCUGAAACGCAACUUCAUGCACAGAAGCUCCUCCACUCCUUGUCUCUCCCCAACGGGGAGAGACCUGGAGCUGAGAGACAGAAGCGGUCCUAUAGAGAUACUGAACCAAUCAGAGUGUUUCUCCGUUGUGAAGCGGAUGGUGAAGGACAUCGUGAAGGCGAUGAAGCUCGGCGUUGAUCCUCUCCCUGUCCGCAGCGGUCUCGGAGGAGCGUACUACUUCAGGGACAAGAACGGUCAUAGCGUUGCCAUCGUUAAACCAACUGAUGAAGAGCCCUUUGCUCCCAACAAUCCUAAGGGAUUCGUUGGGAGAGCGCUCGGCCAGCCCGGUUUGAAAUCAUCGGUUCGUGUCGGCGAAACCGGGUUUAGAGAAGUGGCUGCUUAUCUUCUUGAUUACAACCGGUUUGCUAACGUACCUCCCACGGCUCUUGUCAAGAUAACUCACUCGGUGUUCAACGUGAACAACGACGGUGUGAAAUACAAGGCUAGAGAUAAGAAGACUGUCGUUGUUAGUAAGAUCGCUUCUUUUCAGAAGUUUGUGGAGCAUGAUUUCGACGCGAGCGAUCACGGGACUUCGAGCUUCCCUGUAUCCUCCGUGCACAGGAUUGGGAUACUAGACGUGAGGAUCUUCAACACGGACCGUCACGGUGGGAACCUUUUGGUGAAAAAGGUGGUGGAGAGGUUUGGUGAAGUCGAACUUAUUCCAAUUGAUCAUGGCCUUUGUUUGCCUGAGACGUUAGAGGAUCCUUACUUCGAGUGGAUCCAUUGGCCUCAGGCUUCGUUGCCUUUCUCUGAGGAAGAGCUUGAGUAUAUAGGGAAGCUUGAUCCGUUUAAGGACUGUGAGAUGCUUAGAAGAGAGCUGCCGAUGAUCAGAGAAGCUUGCUUGAGGGUGCUUGUUCUCUCCACUGUUUUUCUUAAGGAAGCUGCUUCUUGUGGGCUGUGUCUUGCGGAGAUCGGUGAGAUGAUGACUAGGGAGUUUCGUUCGGGGGAAGAGGAGCCGAGUGAGCUUGAGGUUGUGUGUAUUGAAGCUAAGAGAUUGAUCGGUGAGCGAAGAGAUGUUUUCUCUCCGAGGUCAGAAGGAGGAGAAGCAGAGUUUCAGUUUGAUCUAGACUGUGAUGAGGAGAUACAACUAACCGAUGAUUACUUUACUAGAAACCCUUUUUCGAAAGGACGUUCUUCACUUGGAAAGCUAGAAGAAGAAGAUGAAGAAGAAGAAGAGGAAGAGGACAAUACUGAAAAUGCUGUCUCAAUGAUCACAAUGAAAGACAGUUUUAAAGUUAUUUCAAAGCUUUCGACUUCUAUGAAGGACAUACAUCUUAGCAAUACGGGAGGAAGCUCCUUGAAACCUUUAACUAGAGGCAAAUCUGAAAACACAUCGUCGGGUCACAAAAGCGCAAACGAGCAGCUUCCAGUGAGUGCGAGUUUUGUGAAGGUAGCAGACAUGAAAGAGGAGGAGUGGGUUGUGUUCUUGGAGAGGUUCCAAGAGUUGCUUGGACCAGCUUUUGCGAAACGCAAAACGGCCACGGUGAGUAAGAGACAGAGACUUGGCACUUCUUGCCAGUUUUGAGAAACGAUAUAUAGUAAAAAAUAAAAGCUCGAGAAAGUUAUAAGAGACGAGAAACAGAAUCUACGGAGGCUUCUUGUUUGCGUCCUAUGGUAGUAGAAAAAAGAUUAGUGAAGUUUGGAAGGUUUGGCUUAUAACAAGCGACAAGGUGAAAAAGGGUUUGUUUAUUUUUUUAACCAUUUUUGUAAAUAUAUGUUUUCACCUCUCUCGUUGUGAUCUUUAUUUUUUUUAUCUUUCACCCCGUGUAUCAUCUUUUCUUGUUUUUCUUUGGUAAUGUCUUUGUAGCUUGGCCUGGUCUUAUAAAUAAAUAAUAUAAUAUUAGUUUU